Cladocopium goreaui is the source of this 3039-nucleotide messenger RNA. The record is from the annotation of a GenBank genome assembly. NCBI's taxonomy places the organism in Eukaryota, Dinophyceae, Suessiales, Symbiodiniaceae.
AUGCCCUGGAGAAGGACACGAAGGAGGCCAAGCGCAAGACGAGAUUUCGCCAGACGAGUGUGCCGGGCCAUCCUCUGGGACAAAGUGACACCACUGAUGUUCAAAGAAUUAAGGGGGGAUAAAAGGGAAUCCUACCAAGUGGUACGUCGUCCCAAGGAGUGUACGUGUGAUUGUGUCCGUCAUCCGAAGAGUAGGUUGAGCUGUAACCUUUGUGAGUAUGGGGCUGAAAUGGUUGAGGGUCUUAGUAUGGUGGGGAACGACAUGGAUGUUGAUGCCGAAGAAUCUUUGACCGAAGAGAAAAAAGAUAGAUGCCUCAAGCAAAUUGCCAUGCUCCACAGGAACACAGGUCAUGGUCCCUUGGAACACUUAGUGCGUGCCUUGGAAGCAAGAGGCACAGGUGCUCGGGUCGUGGCCCUAGCAAAAGGCUACGAGUGUGCAGUCUGCAAGGAGCUUGGUCGUCAGGUUCCACGGCCAAGGGCCACGCUGGAACCACUUCCCCCCAAAUGGGCAACCAUUCAGGCUGAUGUGGCUUAUUGGGUCCAUCCUAAGACUGGGGAGCGAUGUCAGUUUGCGAUUAUUAUUGAUGAGGGUUGUCGGUUUCGUGUUGGGAAGAUGAUGGUGAAAGGUUCUGGGGGUGUUAACGGUGAGCAGUCGAUCAACUGUUAUAGGGAGAAUUGGAAACCUGCUUUUGGGAAACCACGCAAACUGCGAGCUGACCCAGGAGGGCCGUGGAGAUCCAAUAGAGUUGAUGAGUAUUUCAUGGGGGAACAGGUUGAGUUGGAUACCAUACCGGCUGAAGCUCAUUGGGGGUUUAGUCAUGUCGAACGGGCUAUUCAGUGUACGAAACACAUCAUGAACAAGUUGGCCAUGGGAGACCAUAACCUGAGUGCGGAAGAAGCCUUGUCGGAAGCCAUCCGAAUUGAGAACGAACGGGAAGUGGUGCGGGGGUUCUCCCCAGCUCAGCACGCUCUGGGAAGAGCGGCAGAUGAACAUGGUAGGAUCACGCCCAGUGGAGCACUGGAAGUGCCACCAGUGUUGGUUGACGACCCCCAAGGGGAAUUUGGUAGAACCAUGGAAGUCAUGAGAGAAGCGGAGAAGGCUAUGACCGACUAUGUCUACAAUGAUCGGUUGCGUAGGGCUCAGAACACCCGUCCUCAUCAAGUUCAGAACUACCAGCCAGGUGAUUUGGUGUUUGUUUGGCGUAUCCAGAACAAUAAUGGAAAUCGUGGUCACCGUAGGGGGGGUUUCACCGGUCCUUGUAGGAUUCUGGCAACGGAAACGCGAGAAACUCCUGAGGGUGUACUGUAUCCUAGCUCUGUGGUGUGGUUGGUCAGGGGAUAUCGUUUGCUGAAGGCUGAUACACGUCAACUCCGACAUGCCACCCAUAGGGAAGAAUGUGUGGAACAGUUGGCCAGUCCGGUGGAUUUGCCAUGGACCAUGACCAAGCUCACUGAGGAGCUUGGGGGACGCCAAUAUGAAGACGUAUCCAACGAAAUUCCUGAGGCAAUGGAGAUGGAGGCAGCACGUGACGAGGAACGGGCAGCACCGCCAAGGCGCAGGUCAGUAGAGGUGUCAGAACGUCACAUGGAUGCCGAAGAACUGUCUCAAAUGAAACAGGCUAAACAUGAGGAAGUCAAGAAGUUUGUGGCAGCUGACGCCCUCCAGGCGUUACCGCCACAUCUACAACCCGACAAACAAACAGCGAUGCGGAUGCGGUGGGUCCUAACAUGGAAAAAGGACGAACAAGGAUGCCGUGCAGCCAAAGCACGGUGCGUCAUUUUGGGGCAUCAGGACCCCAACUCUGAGCAUAGGCAAACCAUGGCUCCCACCAUGUCUCGUACCACCCGCCAACUGAUUCUUUGUUUGGCUGCUGGUCUAAAGAUGAGAGUCGCUAAGGGGGAUGUGUCUGGAGCUUUUCUCCAGGGACGGGAGUACCAACAUGAUGCCUAUGUGAUACCCACGGAUGAAAUUUGUGAGGCCAUGUCCAUUCCCUACGGUUCCAUCACCAAACUCAAAAAGGCUUGUUACGGUUUAGUUGAUGCUCCGUUAGAAUGGUUUUUGACUGUUUCUGACUUUCUUCAAUCUAUUGGCUUUGAGAGAUGUGUGAGUGAUCCUUGCUGUUUCAAAUACGUGGAUAGUAAACAGGGCUUGAUUGGUUUGAUAAGUGGUCAUGUGGAUGAUUUCUUGUUUUGUGGAAGAGAUGGUUGUGAGGUUUGGGAACGGUUGUGCCAACAAAUAAAGGAGAAGUUCAAGUGGGGAACCUGGGAGUAUGACAGCUUCACGCAAUGUGGAGUCAAGAUAGAACAGGAAUCGGACGGGGGUUUUCUUUUGUCACAGACUCAGUACAUAGAAGAAAUCAGGGAGAUUCCAAUCUCCGCAGAACGACGUCGGGAACCCAAAGCUCCGACCUCAGAUCUUGAAAAAACCAGGAUUCGUGCCGCGCUCGGGGCCCUGUCGUGGGUUGCUCAGCAGUCGCAACCCCAGCUAUCAGCCGCAGUAAGUCUGCUGCUGUCACAAGUCACCCAAAGCACGGUGUCCACCAUGAUAGAAAUCAACAAGUUGAUCUACAGGACCAAGUGUAAUCGUAAGCAUGUUCUGCGCAUUCACGGAGGGCUUUCCAUGAACGAUUUUCUGGUUGCUGGCUGGGCUGAUGCUGCUGCACAGAAUAGACCUGACGGUAAGAGUACUGCUGGAGUAGUAGUGACGGUCCAAGACCAUAUUCGGAAAAACAGUGGCAUGUAUUCCCCUUUUUGGUGUCCUGAUACGGAUGCGGAUGAGAACACUGAAGGAGGUGUUGUUCCCACCACCUUUGAUGCUUGGGUGGAUUCCCUGACGCGAAAGGGGCAAUGGAUCAGUGGUUUGGUUUUGAAAGCCAUCAGCCGCAGAUGUGGUGUCCAGAUCGUUGUCAUCGAACUCGUGGACAAUGAGUUUCGCGUUGAUUUGAGCAAGAAAGCUGAUGGUCUGGCUGCCACCCGCCGUGGCAAAAGGGCUGAGCGAGUUGGAGAGGCGGCAUCGCUAUUUUGGUCCGGGAGCCUUUAG